CGCGAUACUUCCCAGAAAGCGAGAAAAAAAAAAGAAAUAUCCGAAGCUACGAUGCUAACCGCUUGUUAGCCUUGUGUACUGACAGAUUGGCGUGCAGCUAGAUGGAGGAGAAAACGGCAGGCUGUUAUUAAGACACUUCCUGCAGUCACCCCCCCCCCCAUCCUCCUCCUCAGGGUGGAGUUGAAGAUGUAGCCAAGAGUGAAGUGGAUCAUCUGUUCAGCCAGUAUCAGUGACUCCUCACUGCCACCCUCACUCUGGAGCACUCUGCCCCCUAACCAGGGCUGCCCAGUGCGUGACUCGGCCGUCCUCUGUCAGUCCGUCCCUGGUUGAAGACCCUGCUGUCCUCAGCCAUGCUGUUCUCCCUGAGGGAACUGGUCCAGUGGCUGGGCUUUGCCACCUUCGAACUCUUCCUCCACCUGCUAGCUUUGCUGGUCUUCAGCAUGCUGGUUGCUCUGCGAGCCGACAUGUUCACCCCCACCCUGAGCUGGUGGCUAGUGUUCGUCCCACUGUUUGCUGCCGACGGCCUCAGCACCUACUUCACUGCCAUCGUGUCCAUCCGUCUUUACCAAGAGAACGAGAAGCGUCUCGCGGUGCUGCGGCUCCUCUGGGUGCUGACGGUGCUCAGCCUGAAGCUGGUGUGCGAGGUGCUGCUGUGCCAGAAGCUGGCGGAGCAGGAGCAAGCCAGAGACCUGUGGUUCGGCCUCAUCGUCUCGCCGCUGUUCAUCCUGCUGCAGCUGCUGAUGAUACGAGCAUGCCGCGUCAACUGAGGAGAGGCAGCCAGUGGUUGUGCUACCACGUUGCCGACGACGCGGGAACAGAGAGCAAUCUUCAUCUGCCAUUAGAGAUUUAAAGCAUAACGGUGGUAUCACUUUUCUUUUGGCUCGUUGCCACCUUUUUUUUGUACAAAAUCAAAAAAGCAAUUGAGAGAUUUUCAUGCACAUGUUCCAGGUCUCACCAGAAUCCAGUUUUCUAUCAUUUGUGUUCCUAAUAGCCUCAAAAUAAGCACUGCUUGCUUGCGUUGUAAUGCAGUAUUUCACGAAACUGAAGCAGACAAUCUAUUCUGUGUGUUGCUAAAUUAUAAAAUACACUGGAUAGCCAAAAGUAUGUGGAGACCUCUGUCUAUUCGACCCUUUGGUUACAAUGGAGGUAAAUCUUAGUGAUAUAUUAGAAAACCGUUUGGGGAAGCUCUUGUUUCGACAUGACAGGGCCUUCCUGAACAAAGCCAGGUCCGCUGGCGUGGAAGAACAAGACCUGCACAGAGCCUUCACCUCGCUCAGCCCCAUGCAACACCUUGGGAUGAACUGAAACACCGACUGUGAGCCAGGUCUGAUCAACACAAGUGUUUGACCUCACCAAUGCUCUUGUGGCUGAAUGGGAACAAAUCCCUGCAGUCAGGUUCUAAAGAGUGGGCGCUGUUAUAGCAGCAUGGUUUGGGAACAAUCAUACAAGAGAAUAAUAGGUAGACUACAUACUUAAUGGCACCUGUUGCUACAGUGAUCCUUUAGUUAGAGCUGAGGACUGAAUGGAAGUAGAUUGUAACUAGAUAAUAAAUACCACUGAAGUCCUCAUUAUUCUGAGCCCCCUUUUCAUCAGGAUGGAUUAUGGUUGUACAUUUUUGAUACUUUUAGGAAUACAAAGAGUCAGAGCAGUAAGUGUGUGCUUUGGACAUGGUGUGCCUUUUUACAUUGUGCAAUCAGUGGUAGACAAUGAGCCACGAGGAAAAUUUAUACCAGAGUUAUGUUUUAAUGCACAUGUGCACACACAACACGUGUAGAUUUAAUAAACGGGUGAAACUAAGAGGCUGUAAUGCCCUAAGCACCUUUUUUGUGCAACUGUCAUGGGUAACGGGGCUUAGGGAGUUGCUACUGCGGCUUUGUUGCUUUUCCCCCCAGAGGAAGACAUUGCUUGCCAGCACAAUUUGAUUAGGUUUAUUAUCUUCUGUCUCACUUUGUUGCCUGUUGCUGGGAGUGUUGCUCACACAGUUCCCCCUCCCCCACAAGCUGCCUGGCUUGUCAAUUCCAUCAGUGAGAGAACGAUCUGAGCAGCAAGAAGCUGGUUCUGAAACUUGCUGUCAGCUCACAGUCUCACCAUAAUGCAGAGGAACUGAAUGUGAUCUGUACAAGCAGUCAGCUGUGUGCACACGUCUUCCCUGAAUAUUGCUGUUUACUUGUACAAUAUGUAAUGUAUUUGGUAUGUGUUCGAUCCUACCUUGUGUAUGUACUGCAUGUAUUUAAGGCCUCAUUUUAAGGUAAUUCCCGAUGUGAAAUUCCGUGUAUUAUGUAUAUGUUGAUUUUUGGAAAGAAAUUCACCACAUUUUAUUUAUGUUCUUAUGUUUUUGUUAUGGCACCCUUAUUGUCGUGUAUAUACAUGUAAAUAAACCAUCAACA
This is a messenger RNA of Morone saxatilis (striped sea-bass), 2387 nucleotides long. RefSeq names its product transmembrane protein 203 (gene tmem203). Gene Ontology annotation, biological process: intracellular calcium ion homeostasis. The coding region runs from base 351 to 767 and encodes 138 amino acids. Gene Ontology annotation, cellular component: endoplasmic reticulum. The record is from RefSeq and is a predicted model, not a curated record. Lineage: Eukaryota; Metazoa; Chordata; Actinopteri; Moronidae. The transcript is spliced from 2 exons.